Messenger RNA from Belonocnema kinseyi, 711 nucleotides. RefSeq lists its product as uncharacterized. The transcript is spliced from 3 exons. NCBI's taxonomy places the organism in Eukaryota, Metazoa, Arthropoda, Insecta, Hymenoptera, Cynipidae. The record is from RefSeq and is a predicted model, not a curated record. Bases 1 to 711 code for a protein of 236 amino acids.
AUGGAGGUAGCCAAGUGGAAACCUAAUCAGGUGAUGAUUCGCGUCAGUGGAUGGAUGGCGGAACACGGUCCGAGUCUGACUAUCCAGAAGACUGAGGUCGUCGUACUGACGGCCAAAAGAGUAGACACCAUCAUUCCGCUGCAGAUGGGAAAUCAGGAGACCGUGACAAAGAGAGCUAUGAAGAAAGCGACCGAAAAGGCUGCCAACGUAACCACAGCUCUAAGUAGAUCCAUGGCUAAUGUUGGAGGUCCAAAACCAAGCAAGCGUCGCCUAUUAAUGUCGGUGACAACAUCAAUUCUGUUGUACGGUGCCGAAAUCUGGGCAGACGCAUUCAGAAUAGAAAAGUAUAGUAAGCGGAUGGCAGAUGUGCAAAAGCUGAAAGCGCUUAGAGUGGCUUGCUCUUCCCGCACGGUUUCGGAGCCAACUAUACUUGUGGUAGCUAGAGUAAUACCAAUCGAUCUUCAAACCAGGAAGCGCAAUGCACAGUGUGACUACGGAGAUGCGGAAAAAGACGAUGCUUACCAUACGUUCUUCGUAUGCAAGAGAUGGACCGCUCACAGACAAAUCCUAGAGCAACAGAUCAGUAAUAUAACGCCAGAAAACAUCUUUAAAAGAAUGCUCACUAGUGCCGAAAACUGGGACAGGGUAGCUGUACAUGGUGAGACUAUGCUACGGCAUAAGAAGCAAGAACAGAGUCUCAAUCCACCAUGA